AUGAAGUUCCUCAUCGACGAGCUGGAAGUGUUGUUUCCGUACGAGUACAUAUACCCCGAACAGUACGCGUACAUGGUGGAACUGAAAAAGGCGAUUGACGCCAAGGGACAUUGCCUGCUAGAAAUGCCGUCGGGCACCGGUAAGACCAUCACCAUAUUGUCGCUGAUCGUCGCUUACAUGAUCAAGUAUCCGGCCAAACUCGGAAAGCUUUUGUACAGCACCCGAACGCUGUCCGAGAUUGAAAAGGCCGCCGAAGAAUUGCGUGUAUUGUGCGACUAUUACAAGUCGAACAAGUGCGACACAAACGUGCUUGGCGUAGUGCUGUCGUCCCGCAAGAACCUGUGCGUCCACCCAUCGAUCGCCGGCGAACACAACGGACGUGUGGUGGACGCUCGCUGUCACGCUCUGACGGCGCCGUUCGUGCGCGCCCGCCACGCCGAGGGCGAGACCGUCAACGUGUGCGAAUUCUACGAGAAACUCGAUUCUCUUGGCAGAGACACGAUUCUACCUCCAAACAUCUACAACAUAGAGGACCUGAAAGAGCUGGGUGUAAAACAAGGCAUAUGCCCUUACUUUGUGGCCAGACAAACGCUUAUACACGCCAAUGUCGUCAUAUACAGCUACCAUUACCUCUUGGACCCAAAAAUUGCGGGCAUAGUUUCCAAAGACUUCAACAAGAACACUAUAGUAGUGUUCGAUGAGGCACACAACAUUGACAAUGUCUGUAUAGACUCUUUGAGUUCUCACAUCACGAGCAACAAUCUGGAUAAAGCUAUGGAAGGACUCAAUAAACUGGACACUGAGAUCACGUCCAUGAAGGAGAGGGACUCACAAAGGUUGAAGGAAGAGUACAGGAAAAUGGUCGAUGGCUUGAGAGAAAUUUACAGAAACCGCGAAGCAAAUGCUGCCCUAGCUAAUCCAAUUGUACCUGAUCAGGUAUUAAAAAUUACCGAACUACCGGGGAGCAUCAGAAGUGCUGAACACUAUAUUGGUUUUAUGAAAAGGUUCAUUAUGUACCUGAAACUCAGAAUGAACUCCACCACUGUAGUACAAGAAACUCCUAUAAUGUUCAUUAAAGAUGUAUACCAGAAAGUAUGCAUAAAUAGGAAACCACUAAGGUUUUGUACUGAACGGUUAUCGUCGUUGCUGAGGACUCUAGAAAUAUCUGAAAUCACAGAUUUCUCUCCCCUUAUCACAGUUGCUCAAUUUGCCACCCUAGUAUCAACGUACAUGAAAGGAUUUAUGAUAAUUAUAGAACCGUUUGAUGAAAGGUCUUCAACAGACAGCUGCGUUAUGCAUUUUAGCUGCUUAGAUGCCUCGAUUGCCAUCAAACCAAUUUUAGACUAUUUCAAUACCGUUCUUAUAACGUCAGGAACGUUAUCGCCAUUAGAUAUGUACCCCAAGAUUUUGAACAUCAAUCCAGUAAUAAUGACGUCCUUAACCAUGACAUUGUCCAGACAGUGUUUUUUGCCUAUGGUGGUCGGUCGAGGUAAUGACCAAGUAGCACUGACGUCCAAGUGGGAAUCAAGAGAAGAUUCUUCUGUUGCACGUAACUAUGGACAUUUGUUAUUGGAAAUGGUAAAAGUGGUACCCGAUGGUGUCGUUUGUUUUUUCCCAUCAUAUUUAUAUAUGAAAUCUGUGGUAGCUGCCUGGUAUGAUCAAGGAUUAAUUGAAAAGAUUUUAGAUUAUAAAUUGAUAUUUAUUGAGACACAAAAUAUCGUUGUCACGAACCAUGCAAUAAAAUGUUAUGCAGAAGCCAUAGAACGUGGAAAAGGAGCGUUGUUAUUGUCUGUUGCAAGAGGUAAAGUAUCUGAAGGUAUGGAUUUUGAUCAUCAUUAUGGCCGAGCAGUAAUUGUUUUGGGUAUGCCAUAUGUUUAUACUCAGUGCCGUAUAUUAAAAGCUCGCAUGGAAUAUUUAUGUAGUCAGUACCAAAUAUCAGAAGGUGAUUUCUUAACUUUUGAUGCGAUGAGACACACUGCCCAGUGUGUGGGACGUGCAAUCCGUGGUAAAAUGGACUAUGGCAUCAUGGUGUUUGCAGAUAAAAGAUUUGCCAGACAUGAUAAAAGAAGUAAACUGCCAAAGUGGAUACAAGCGUAUCUAACUGACAACGUUUGCAACUUAACGGUAGAUGAAGCUGCACAAAUGUCCAAACGUUGGCUAAGGUAUAUAGCACAACCUGAUCCAAUUGAAAAUCAAAUGGGAAUAUCAUUGUUGGAUGUUAAUGGACUGAAUAAAACUGAUUUCUUAACAAAAGUAGUACAAAAGUGUUGA
Molecule: messenger RNA, 2271 nt
Organism: Macrosiphum euphorbiae (potato aphid)
Lineage: Eukaryota; Metazoa; Arthropoda; Insecta; Hemiptera; Aphididae
Source: the annotation of a GenBank genome assembly